Dendroctonus ponderosae (mountain pine beetle) is the source of this 791-nucleotide messenger RNA. RefSeq names its product putative glutathione-specific gamma-glutamylcyclotransferase 2. Gene Ontology annotation, cellular component: cytoplasm. Gene Ontology annotation, molecular function: gamma-glutamylcyclotransferase activity; glutathione specific gamma-glutamylcyclotransferase activity. Gene Ontology annotation, biological process: glutathione catabolic process. The transcript has a single exon. The coding region runs from base 177 to 749 and encodes 190 amino acids. The record is from RefSeq and is a predicted model, not a curated record. NCBI's taxonomy places the organism in Eukaryota, Metazoa, Arthropoda, Insecta, Coleoptera, Curculionidae.
AAGAACGGCAACAACGCUAGAGAAAACCGUUGUUAAUUAAUACCUAUUUAACAACAGUUGAACAGUUGCAAACUAUAUCCUAACCACAAAAAGCGGUGACAAGUGCUAGUUUCUCCCGCUUCUAUAAUGCUUAUCAUCGUACAGUUUAACGAAAUUAAAGUGAAUUCGUAGCGAAAAUGUGGGUGUUCGGGUACGGAUCGCUAAUGUGGAAAGUCGACUUUUCCUAUUCGGAAAAAGUGAUUGGAUACAUCAAGGGGUACCAACGCCGCUUCUACCAGUUUAGCACCGACCAUCGAGGCACCCCAGAGAACCCCGGCAGGGUGGUCACGUUAGUCCCUGCCUCAGAAGACUCGAGAGUAUAUGGCAUAGCCUAUAAGAUAAAAGACGCUGAUGUGGACUCAGUGAUCAAACACCUCGACUAUCGGGAAAAGGGGGGCUACGAGAGGAAAUUCGUAACAUUCCAUCCGAAAGAAGACUCGAUGGAACCGUUUGAGAUGACGAUUUAUUUAGCUUCUUUCGAUAAUCCCAACUAUGCAGGCCAUGCGGAAAUCGAGGAAAUCGCCCACCAAGUGGUGCAGUCCGUAGGCCCAAGUGGCCCCAAUAUUGAUUACGUUUGCAAUUUGGCCGAGAUUAUGAGGAAAGUGGUUCCUGAGGCCGAAGACGACCAUCUCUUUAAAUUGGAGGCCAACAUUCUCAAGCUGUUGCAACAGGAGGGCAGGAUUAAGGACAUUGCUCAACCACAGAACUGAUUGAUUGAUAAAUAGUGAAUAUAUUUUUGUUUAUUUCAGUUU